Pomacea canaliculata is the source of this 5607-nucleotide messenger RNA. RefSeq lists its product as uncharacterized. The transcript has 12 exons. NCBI's taxonomy places the organism in Eukaryota, Metazoa, Mollusca, Gastropoda, Architaenioglossa, Ampullariidae. The coding region runs from base 286 to 2631 and encodes 781 amino acids. The record is from RefSeq and is a predicted model, not a curated record. Gene Ontology annotation, biological process: cell-cell adhesion. Gene Ontology annotation, molecular function: cell adhesion molecule binding. Gene Ontology annotation, cellular component: cell-cell junction.
GUCCACAGAUUGAAAGACAGCUGUAACUUGAGAGUCGUCUAUGAGUAUAGGUCCACCUAAAAAUGUCUGUAAUCUGUUGUCACAAAGGAUACAUGUGGGACUAGUGUGGUUUCUAUGUCUUGUGUGUCGUCCCCAGCAGUUUCAGUACUGUGAAAAGGUCCAUAUGCUGGCUGAGCAUUGGGGAAUGAGCUUGUGCUCUUGUAAGUAGGCUGUGUCUAAACGACUUUGUCACCAAGGUGAUGUACUCAAUAUAGCAUAGGGUCAACGUUGUGCUCAGUCUAGACAAUGAGGCUACUGUAUAUUUUUCUACUGGUUGCUGGAUUACAGAUGCAAGAAGCCUAUAGUUUAUCUUGCGUGAACGGAAGCAUCUUGGACAUUGUGGCAGGUCAUCGAAAUCUUCUGACGUGUCACACAAAUGAAGUACAGGAAUGGAGACUAAGUGUCGGUAAUGCAUCGUCAUCAUUAAUAGCAAAGUGGGAGAAUAAUAAAUUCAAUGUCAUUAAUGACUUUGACAAAUCUUUUAUUAUACAAAAUAUCAGCAAUCAACAAAGUCCGUUGUUGGUCAACGCUGCAAACAACACAAAGAUAAACAGAGAUGUUUCCAUUGUCAACGGAACUUUAUUGUGUGGAAAUGGAAACAUAGCAUGUGGACUAAACUAUGUUGAUCCCGCAGAUGGCGUUUCGUGCACCACCGUGACGUCAUCAUUGAAUGUCACUGUCACCUGCAGCAUCAGCAGCGCCUACUCCUCUCGGAGAAAUUACAAAUGUCAGCUGAUUCGGCGAGAACAGGGUUUAACAGACAAAACUUUGGACAGGGUCACCAUGGUGACAACUUCUACUAAAGAGCCAGUAACAAAGACUGAGGUCAAAGUGUCGGGGUCCUGUCAGGUCCACACAACCUUCCCCCCACACAGCGGCAGCUACGGCUAUUAUGUGAAGAUAACUCCGGGAGGACAAAGCCAUGUGGCCAAGUAUUCUGAACACAAUUCAGAAUGGUUUACAGUCGAAUCACCGUCGCUACCAAAGGUAGUAUGUCACCCAGCGCCCUACGUGUUAGACAACACCAACAUCAGUUGUACCUGCAGCACCACAAGUUUGGGGAAACCUGCAGGGUACCUGACGUGGGUAACGGGUAAAUACACCCACGGAAAUUUUAACAACCCACUUAGAGGAGAUCGGAGUGAUGACAAACCUACUGAACUACACUACAGUCAGACCCUGACCCUGGCAGACCACAGCAACACCUGGUUUAGAUGUGACGUCACGUGGGGCGGACAGCAACAUCGAGGAGAGAACUACACGGCGAAUGUUGGAUACAAGACACGACAUCCACAGCUAUCUCUCAACAAGUUCAGUAAAAAUGUGACGGUGUCAGAAGGUCAAUCAGUGGAUGUGAACUGUUCAGCAGAAGGCAGACCAGAACCAACUGUUACCCUCAUCAAUACAGUAAACAAUACCAAGAUGGCCACAGGCUCCUCUGUCAUCCUCUCUAACUUCAGCGCUCGGUGUGAGGACGGGGGAGAGUACACAUGCUCCGCGCAGAACUAUUUUUCCUCCCAAUCACCUCUUAAAACCUCUCUCCGCCUGCAAGUGAAUUGUAAGCCGCAGUCCCUGUCUCCAGGUAAUGUCAUCAAGGUGAGAAAAAUGCACUUUGACCUCAUGGCCUACCCCAAGCCACACACCAUGACAAUACUCCCCCGGGCAAGUGAUGUCGGUACGUCUCCACAUCCUGUUGUAUCAGCGAUAUCCUGCACUGUCUACCCCCACCUACCUUACAAGUUUACCUGCAACUUCACAGAGAACACACAAGGCUACUACCAAGUUGUGGUCACCAACGAUUUUGGUGAUGGAAACUUUACUCUAGAGAUUGACGAUGGUGACGACACCAGUGACUCUGACAUCCACAAUGAGUCUCAAAACAUAACAGCUUUGGUUGCUGGAGUCACCACUCUUGCCGUUGUCCUCUUUGCCAUUGUCUUUGUCAUUGUAAUUGUUGCUGUGAAAAGAAAGAAAUCAGGGAAACGGCGGACACUGCAUCGCAGAGAGGAAUACAAGACGCCUUGGGACCUAGUGCCGCUAAACAUCAACGGACAUGAUGUAGACGAUAAUAGAGAACAUCUACAACCACCCAUCUUCUACGAAGACAUCGGUGCUGGCGUCGUCUUUGCAGAUGAAGAGAAUCAAACGCAGGAGGAUAAUAAAGAAUCAACCGCUUCUGAAGCCAUGUACGCUAACAUUGGAAACCCAACAUUGGAUGACAAAACUAUAAAGAAAGCACAACAAAAGGAAGGAAAUGAAAAAACCGAGAACAAAUACUCGGAAAAUCCACGUGACCUUAUUAACAAGUAUAAGCUUGACAAAGACAAGGUCUCUGGCAUCAAACGCAUGACAUCUGCCGCCGAGCAGGUAGUGAACACUACUCAUCCGAAGCUGGCAGAACACAGCAACACGUCGUCUGCCGCUGCUGUUGUUGCUGAGGACACUGGGAGAUGGACGAACCAGGAUGGUCUCAUCUACACGUCUAUCAAACAUGAUUGCAACCUGGGCACGAAGAGACCUUCACCUCGACUCCAGAGAACGGAGUACGCAGAGGUCACUUUUAAUAACGGUAAAACCCAUGUCUGUGACUGAUGGCGAAGUUGUAGUGAAUGACAAGAUGUUCAUGGUGUGGGUCGAGGUACAUUGUCUCACCAAGCUAGUCUGCUACUAUCCUACGUGUUAUAUGACUGCUUGGUGUUAUAAUCAAACAACAACGACUGUGUAUUCAUCCCCAGUGCAGCAAGAUUACCGGUAGUGAGAAAUAGUUUAUGCAAGCGGUCAUAUGGAGAGCUGUCUAUACCCUAGACAUAUAACAACAGCAAGGACGGUAGCAAAGUCACUGUGUUGUGACCUUUUUACCGGGUCAAGUGGCUUCCCAGGCGCAAGAUGACAUUGUCCAGUCUUUGUACGAGAGGACUGCAGAUCGUGCACUUUAUUAGCCUCUGAAAAACAUGCGUGGACGCCUUCACAAUGACGAGUUUUGGAUAAUUUAUUUUUACCCUCUCUAUUUUGACAUCGUGAUUAUCGAUAUCAUUAUAUGAAUUAAUAAUCAAGCAAACAAAGUGAAAUAUUAAUCUAGACCGACAGACAGACAGCUUAGGAUAUGUGGUAAUAACUACUUGAUAUUAUUUUUAGACAGCAGUGUACAACUGAAUAGUGUUAAUGUCAAUGGACUCUCUGUGUAGGAGAUCAGCGUGACUUGUUUUGCCAAAAAUUAUUUCCCUGCCCACUCAAAACCUACUGUGCAGAUGUGCAAGGGAGGUAAACCCCACAGCUACCGUGAAGAACUGUUCAGGGGAGGUAACGACAUCAUAAAACGAAUGCUUUCUCAUUUCCUGUUCUAAAUAUAUAUAUAUAAGAACUUUGGGGUCAAAUUAUUGAACCCCAACCCAUCCACCCCAAAUCUGUCAAUAUGUCGAAAGGAGCUGCUUAGAUGGUAACCACUACUGUGUAUAGAGGUCUGCUUUGCACUUUACUAUAUGGUAAUAUUUUUCUGCAUAUUAUCUGUUCUUUACUUCCAUUUCAAACUAGUUUACACUCAGUUUUGUAAUAAGAAAUCUGUUUCUAUAAACACAAAACUUUGCCGUUAUUAAAAUGAGACUGAAUAUUUUAUUUAAUUUGGAUUCAUUUUGAACUACAAAAAUGAUUAAAUGUUUGUUUACAAUUUAUUAUGUUUGCAAGGAAAACAUUUUUAACCUCAAAAAGAGAUCAUUCCAAAUGUUUGUUACAAUGAUACAAACAAAGAAAAAAUGCUUUAUAGAUGUCUUUGACUGUGCAGAGAAAGUGCAGAAAUCUGAAUCUUGUAGUUGAAACAGUAAAUGGAUGGGCGAAAAUUUGUCCCCAUUAAAGUCUGUAUAACAUUUGUUUCCAUUUUUUAAUGGAGGUAGAAGGGAUCUGUGAACAUAGCAAUUUAUGAUAUAUCCAUUUUGUACCUUUUAUAUGUUUAGUUAUACCUAGGAAUGAAGCAUGGAAUUGAGUUUCUUGAGUCCUUUCGUAAGUGACAAAUCUUUCUUUUGUGUUUAACAAUUGCCAUGAUUAAACUAUAGUAAUCAAUAAAAUUAACACUAUCACCAUGCAUUUAUUGGAAAUUUUCAAAUGUUAUAGAUAUUCAAUUAUUAUUUUGUAAAUCUCCAAUUUUUGUUAUAUUAUAUUUUAACCAUUUUCGGCCACAUUUUACUAUUUUAUGAAACAAUAAUGGUUGACGCAGAAACUCUUCUAGUGAGUAGGAGUAAAUCUAUCGCUAAAGUCUGUAUAUACAACUUUGUUUAGCAAAUAAAUUCUAAUUAAACCGUGACUACAGCAAAAGUAAAUGUGUAUAGUUAGGCAUGGAAAACACUUUUAGAAGAUAUCUAAUUCUACUUAUGUAAAGAACAAGAACUUGACUAUAAUGGAAUUACAUUUUUAGUUUUCCUUCUUUGUCUUACACUAUUCUACAAAGAAAGACAGCUCUUAUUAUUCAUCCGUCUCAGCUUUGAUCAUAUUUCUACUUUCAUAACUUUCGAACCAAAGAGUGAAACAUCUUUCAGGUUUUCUUGUUUAUAUACAGUUUUUUUUCACAUUAGCUAGUAUGAUUAAACAGAACUUGAUGAUGCUCCAUAGCAAUUUUUGUAUUUGAUUUAAUAAAAAGUUUGUAAAAAAUAAGUUACCAGAAAAAAUAUGCAACGGUGUAACUUUAAAGACAGUGCAUGAAGUGUCAAGAAUUAUCGGAACCACCAAGAUGUCAUCUGAUGGAGGCAAUUUCAGGAAAAAGUCAUCACGUGACGCUAAACCGCCUCCAUGAAGGGGCAUUCUGCAAGCUAGAAGAUCUUUUCUCAGUCAUGUGACUGAAGCAAGUGAUAUACAUUAAUUAAGUGCGGCUACGUACCGGUCGACUGUUACACUCAUUCUCUUCCCCUCCACCCUUAAUGACUUAAUCAGCUUCUCCACGUACGCCAAACAGAUAUGUCCGGGACUUACAGACCGGUAAAAGGCCGUCCGAGUGUCUAAGUACGAUAAAGGGAGGGUCUUGUAAUUUUAAACCACUUCCUCCAGUCGACAGUCCUCCAAGCUGGAGACGGUUUCCCCUGUCUCUAACCCGCUCAAUGCUCGCUAAAGAUGGCUGCUGCGACAAAAUUAUGCAAUCCCAAUAUUGUCAUUUUACCUUCUGACUACGGACUUCAUAACGCUAAUUUAUGAGCUUUUCUCACAAACUCUUUGGUGGUUUUCAUAGACAAAUCCUUCCCAAACCUGUCUCGAAGCUUCGGAUCAUCCCUAUAGUGCUUAUUCUACUUUAUUAAUUCUUUCGUGACUCUUUAAACUUCCUUUCAUAUUCUUGUGAUUGUGAUCUUGUCAUGUCAAUAAAUCAUGCGCAAUGACUCUUUUGGCAGGCUCGGGUUGUCAUGGAGCGAUUUAAUGGUUAACUUGACUGCCAUGUCAUUAUGUGCUGCAGGAGAAUUAAGGAGAUAAAAAGAUAAUACCUGAACUGUUUGAACAUUAUAACAUGUCAUUACACCACAGAUAGUGUGAUUUUAGUUGUGAUGCUGAACUAUUAAAGUGUAUUAUUGCUAUUAAAGAUAAAUUUAUGCUGUA